ACUUCCUGGGGAAAUAAUGAGAAGAGAGGGGGAAAAAAAAACACCUCCGAUGAACACAUCUGAAACUCUGGACUGAAUCCUUCUUCCCUGCUGAAGCACGCCACCUCAACUUCCUCUCGGUCGCAGCGUCGACCUCUCCCAAGUCCCAACCCCCCUCUUCGACUGCUGGAAGCGCGGAUUUAUCCGGCCUCGGAUCGACUGUCCCUCCUGUUGGUGCGGGAGACCUAGCUUGCUUGGAUCGACUUCUUCCGCCCCGAUCAGCAGCCGUGAGCGGAGAUGAACUGCGAAACCUGUCAGCUGAAGGAGCUGGAGCUGGAGCCAACGGAGAUCAGGGAUGUGUUGCGAUGCAUUUUGCAUACCAUAUUCUUCCAUAGAACUCUCAGCCUCGUUCGCCCCAAAGAUGUUGACUGUGAUUUCCUUGAGAUUACUUAUGUACAAUGUGGUCUACCAGAGCUAGAAAAGGAAGUAGAUGAAAAGAUAGACCAGUUUAUUACUUGGGUGGAGAAGCACCCAAAUCGCAGAAGCCAGGUUUGCCUGUCCUUUUUUGACGAGAAGAGCAAAAACCCAGGUUGGUUUGUCAACAAAACAGAGCGCAUUUAUUGGGAACAAUGGUUCAUCAAUUUGCAUGUCAUGAGCUCAAAAAGAUACAGCAAAUCAAACAGCUCCAAACGGCUUACAAACAUUGGAGGGAAUGACUUGGAAGAGACCAGCUCAAGGCGUGCUGCAUUGGAGUCGUCGCUUAACGAAGUGCUAUUCCAGAUCAUAAACUUCGCCAACGAGAAAAAGGACCACAUUCCUGCCAUCCCUGACAGAAUUUUCAAUCACGAGAUCAUGAUCCCAAGGUGACCCUUUUCCUUGGACGUGUUGACAGCUCCUCGGAUUCUGUAUUUGGAUGGAACACCGACGUCAUUCGCAGAGUGCUGAAUAGUGGACACCCGUGCUCACUUUAGCUGAAGAUGGCUGGUGCCAACCGUCCUGUGUGAAGGUGCAUUUCUAACCAUCAUGGUCACUGUGUAAUAUGCUUAGAAAGAACUAGUGUACAUGAUCCCUGUGUGUUGCCAGAGUAUGUUCCUUGUAAAUAUUUGUGAAUGAAUGUUUUCAUUCCGUACAAUGUUGCCUGUUCCACAGCCAGAUGCUUAAUCUACUGAGUAUCAAGUUCACUAUGGUCUGAAUUGUUCUAACUAAA
Setaria italica (foxtail millet) is the source of this 1186-nucleotide messenger RNA. RefSeq names its product autophagy-related protein 101. Gene Ontology annotation, cellular component: phagophore assembly site. Bases 277 to 846 code for a protein of 189 amino acids. The transcript has 7 exons. The record is from RefSeq and is a predicted model, not a curated record. Gene Ontology annotation, biological process: autophagosome assembly; autophagy. Lineage: Eukaryota; Viridiplantae; Streptophyta; Magnoliopsida; Poales; Poaceae.